Molecule: messenger RNA, 3171 nt
Organism: Penicillium odoratum
Lineage: Eukaryota; Fungi; Ascomycota; Eurotiomycetes; Eurotiales; Aspergillaceae
Product: WD40 repeat domain-containing protein
Exons: 3
Coding region: 1-3171 (1056 amino acids)
Biological process (GO): regulation of mitotic cell cycle; mitotic spindle organization
Cellular component (GO): mitotic spindle
Molecular function (GO): protein binding
Source: RefSeq, a predicted model, not a curated record
AUGGCGACCACCGCACCCCUCAGCACUAAAAGCAAGCUCGCCAGCGCGUCUCUCAAAAUCACUCCCUCCAACUCGCCAGUUCUUAGACCGGGGUCUCGAUCCCCAAGCAAAUCCUCUCAUCAAUCAACCCUCACUCUACAGACCGUUAUAGGUACUUCCACCACAACCCCGAACGGAUUCUCUAGCCAUGACCAGAGCAAGAGCUUCGCGCUGUGCGCAGGCUCCGCGGCCGUCCUCGCCGAACUCGAUGACGAUGCCAAUAUCACCCAACGAUUCUUUAGAGCUCGUCCCUCUGCUACCAGUGUGAAUCCGACAUCCUCCUUUUACAACCAAGGGACCCCUCCAUCUACACCGGACCCCCGAUCUCGGUCCUUAUCCCACAUUCGCUCCAACCCCCACCUCAAUGUACCCAAUGGGUCGCCAUCGAGUGAUGUCCCCGAUAAUAGCAGUCCCCGCGCGUGGUCUUCCAGAGAAAGAGUCAAGGCUGUCACCAGUGUCUCCAUCAGCCCCAAUGGACGCUUCUUAGCGGUGGGAGAGACCGGUUACAACCCUCGAGUUUUGAUCUUCUCAACCGCCAAAGACGCGUUGCCAGAUGUUCCGCUUUCCAUUCUUUCCGAGCACACAUUCGGCGUGCGCAGCAUAGCUUUCAGUCCUGAUUCUCAAUACCUAGCCACAUUAGGUACCAUGAAUGAUGGAUUUCUCUUGAUCUGGGCCAUCAACCUCAAGAACGGGUCGGCCAGGCUUCACUCUGCGAACAAAUGUACAUCAUUUGUUCGGGACAUGUGCUGGGUCGGCCAAUCGCUGGUUACGACCGGUGUACGUCAUGUGAAAGUGUGGAGGCUGCCAAUCCCCCAACGACCUGUCUCCCCCACAAAGUCUCGUCUGCACAUGGAUGGGUCUGCCCCGUCACCAAAUCCGGCCCCCAAAGCCCUAUCAGGAAGAAAUUGUUUGCUGGGGCCUUUAGGUGAUAAUACAUUCAGCUGUAUAUCCAGCAUCUCGGAUCAAGAAGCAGUGCUUGUCACUGAGUCUGGUGCGGUGUGUCUCCUCGAUGAUCGCGAAGGGUCGCAAAAGUUAUGUUUCGUGACCCAACUUGGAUUUGGCAUAAGCUCCCUCGCAGUUGAUUUCGAUCGAGAAUUGAUCUGGCUGGGUGGACGUGGAAAGAAGAUGCAAAAAGUAUCCUUCGACUCCCUCCGGUCAGCGCCUUCAUCAACAUCUAUGUCUCCUUCAAGAUCGGGAAAAGUCACACCAGCACCAGAUAAACAUAGCAAGGCCCCUGCAAUUACUUGUAUGGGCUCACUUAUCUCACAUCUAGUGACGGUUGAGGCAACCUGUGAAAUCAAUAUCUAUCCGAUGGAUUCUUUGCGCAAUGAAGGUGAGCAGGAGAAUGGGCAGACCUCCAUGCAAGCCCAUCGGGACCCGGUCCUUGGUAUUCGACGCCUGACAAAGCCAAACGAAUAUUCGGCGGACUUUUUUUCGUGGUCGCGGAAUGGUGCAGUCAAUUUCUGGGACGCCCCUGGCAAGUGCUUAUUGACACAAACUGUGGCCUUGGAGCAAGCAGCGGUCCCAGAGGAAGACAUUGCGAAUGAACUCAAAGUCUUGAGAGCCGCAGAAAAUGCAGAAUGGUUCGUAUCGGGCGACAAGUUUGGGGUACUCAAGCUCCUCUCCGCUAAACCAUGGGCGUGUGUUACUGAAGCACGUGCGCAUGGUGCUGAGAUCACCGACAUCGCCAUUCAUGCUACUCCCGAUUCUUGCUUGAUCGCUAGCUCUGGUCGAGAUCGAAUGGUGCAGCUUUUCCAGAAAACCGACAACACUCUCCGCCUGAUACAAACUAUGGAUGAACAUGUCGGUGCAGUGGGGCAGCUUCUAUUCAUGAACGAUGGUGAGAGGCUGCUGUCUAGCUCUGCAGACCGUACGGUUAUUGUACGGGAGCGUGCAACCCGAGAAGAGAGCGGUUCAACCUCAGUCGCCUAUCUCAUCUCUCGAGUCAUCACCUUGAAGGCAUCGCCCGUGUCCAUGGCGUUCUGCCCUGACGACCCCAAUACACUUUAUGUGUCAACAAUGGAUCGAAAUGUGUCUAAGUUUGACAUUCCUUCGGGGCGGCAGCUACACUGUUUCCGUGCCUCUGAUUCGGAAGCGAAUGACGCCGUGAUAAUGGGAUCCUUGACCAUUACCUCUGAGAUUCCAGGCCAGUCUCCAAAGCUACUCAUCGGGCUCUCCGGCACAGACAAGUCUAUCCGUGUGUACGACUUGGAAAAAGAUGUCUUGCUUACUGGAGAGUUUGGCCACACAGAGGGCGUAUGUGACGUUCUACUGCUGGAUGAAGGCGAUGACUCGGACAAAUCCACCAAGCGGACCUUGGUGUCCGCUGGCAUGGAUGGUAUCUUGAUGAUUUGGAACUUGUCUGUGCAGCCAUCUCCAUCUCCGGAUCUUGGAAAUGAGGACGAAGGUCCGACGAAGGAGAUGGCAGCCGCCAAGCCCCCUCUUCGCAAGGUCCUUUCGAGGAGCGAGUUAGCCGGCUUCCGACCUGAGAAUCCCCUGGGAACACCCACGCCGGUCCGCGAACUUUCUCCGACCUUAUCGAAGAAAUUGUCUAAGCUCUCCUUGACACCAUCAAACCUGAAGAACAAUUCCCUUGCAGAAACACCAUCGCCUCCUAACCGUCUCUCCCCUACUCCCUACGGAGUACAUCAAUCCCGCAGAUCACCUUCGCCAGUGAGCCCGAAGUCGAAACCGUCAGCUUCCAGGAAACCCAACACUACGAGGAACACAAAUCGCCGCACGUCCCUUGAUUUCCGAUCACGCACCAAGCAAUCGACUCGCAGCGAGUUUGGCAGCCUAGAACUGUCCACUGAGCAACUAUGCCGCACUCUUCGGACCUAUCGAAAGAAACUCAACAGCUCGUCUCAGCAAAUAGAAGCGCAGAAAGAGCUAGAACGUGAACUGAGCCUCACUCUUCGCGCUGUCAAUGCGCGGUCACUUACUAGUGACGAAAGUGCCGAAACAGAGACGGACAGUAGUGCUAAGGAUUUAGAUCGCAAGGCCAGUUUCUCCUCUACUUCGCCAAGAUCUCCUCACCGGGCUCGUCAUGCACCCUCAACCCCGUCACUGCGUCAGAGAAACCCGCCAAAGGGAUUCAGGAGCCAGUCUUACGAUGCAACUACUGAUGAAUAA